Molecule: messenger RNA, 600 nt
Organism: Guillardia theta CCMP2712
Lineage: Eukaryota; Cryptophyceae; Pyrenomonadales; Geminigeraceae
Exons: 3
Coding region: 1-600 (199 amino acids)
Source: RefSeq, a predicted model, not a curated record
AUGAGAGUGAAACAGCGAAACGAUCGACAAGCUGGAAGAAGUUUUGCGCUCGUCUCGCAUUCCUUCGGCGCCAUCCUGAUCAGAGCGGCGAUGCGAUGCGAGGGCUGGAGGAGACUCGAAGACUCGCUGCUGCUAGCGAGCAAGGAGCUGCGCUGCGUCAUGAUCGCUCCUCCCAACCAAGGCUCCUCCCUCGCACGGCUCCUGAGACCCAAGGAGGACGUGAAGAGCGUGUGGGACUUGGCGAUCAACCAGGCUGCCUCCUCCCUCUCCGACAGCCUCCUGGGACACAAGGCCGGCCGGGAGCUGCAGGCGGUGGAGGAAGGGAGGGGCGACUGGUCGUUCGGCAACCUCCCGAGCUACUGCAGGACGCUCAUCAUAGCGGGAGACUGCGGGGCGAUCAAUCCGCUCCUACAGGGCCCCAACGACGGCGUGAUCACGGUAGAGGAAACGAGGUUGCGGCACAGCGCGCAUGCUCACCUGGUGCUGACGGCCCCUCACAAUUACAUCACUCAGCAUCCGGCAGCUGUCCGAGCGACUCUUGACUUCAUUGCCGGAGCUCCCAUUCCUGCUGCUCGCUUCUUUCCUGCGAGUACCAGCUGA